CUGCGUGUAUGUGGGUCGACUGGUUUCUGUUGAGUUUAAUCGUGAAGUCAUGAAUGAACGCCUCUCCGCAUCUGUAUUUGGGAGUGCACUGCACAGAGGUACAUGUUAUAAACAAUACCCAGCGACCGAGGCUCAGCUCACUGUUUCCGACAGUGGAGCUGGACGUGCACCAGAGGAGGAGGGAGCUUUGCGUCUGCAUUGUGUCGCAACAUUCAAAACCUUUAGUGUCGCAAGUUCCAGUUUUUAUAUGGACAUCAUCACAGACCUUUUGUCAGUUGCAUUUCGCCACGUGUGAAAAUAUGUGACCACCAUGUUUGGUUUAGACCGCGGGAUUCGUCGUUGUUUAAGAAGAGACCGUGACUUUGCACCGAAAUGGCAGAGUGGAACAAAAAGAUGUUAUUGGAACUAUUGAAGCAGCCGGACAACAGUCGGUGCGCUGACUGCGGAGCGCCUGAUCCAGACUGGGCAUCCUACAAGCUGGGUGUGUUUGUGUGUCUAACCUGCUCUGGCAUCCAUCGCAGCCUGUCCAGCCGGGUCAAAUCCAUAAAGCUGGACUUCUGGGAGGAUGAGCUGGUGGAGUUCAUGAAAUCCAAUGGCAACGCCAGCGCCAGAGCUUUGUAUGAAAAAGCUGUUCCAGCGUACUACUAUCGGCCCAAGGAAAAUGACUGUGUUGUCUUAAGAGAGCAGUGGAUUCGGGCUAAAUAUGAAAGGACAGAAUUUACAGGAGAAACUAAGUAUCCACCACUUUCAUACACCACAGGUUUCUAUGAAGGGAUGCUGUGGAAGAAAGGAAAAGAGAACACACAGUUUCUGAAGAGGAAGUUUGUACUGUCAGAGAGAGAAUUUACCCUUACUUACUAUAACAAGGAAAAUGAGUCCAAAGGCCCUAAAGCUGUAAUCUCUGUCAAAGACCUAAACGCCACCUUUCAACCAGAGAAGAUUGGUCAUCCUCAUGGGCUGCAGAUCAGUUACCAAGCAGACGAUCACACCAGGAACCUCUAUGUUUAUCACGAGAGUCCAGAGGAAAUAGUGACAUGGUACAACGCCAUUCGUGCUGCUCGCUAUGCGUACUUGAAGACAGCGUACCCGACUGGAAGCGAUGAAGAACUAAUACCAAAGAUAACAAGAAACUACAUCAAAGAGGGAUACAUGGAAAAGACAGGGCCAUCGCAAAAGGAGCCAUUCAAAAAGAGGUGGUUUAUUUUGGACUCUCAAAACAGGAAGUUGUUCUACUUCAAAGGCCAGCUGGAUGCAGAGGAGUUAGGGGUCAUUUUCAUCGGCACCGCAAACAAAGGUUACUCUGUGAAGGAGUGUGUCCCAAAGCAUUCUCGGGGAAACAGGUGGAAGUGUGGCGUUAUGGUGGGGACGCCCGAGCGACAGUUUGUUUUCAUGUGCGAGCAGGAGAGGGAGCAGAGAGAGUGGCUGGACGCCCUCAGACAAGUCCUGUCCAGGCCCAUGUCACCGCAGGAUUAUACCAUUGAAGCAAACAUCAACUUUAAAAGGUGAACUACAGAGAGGUGUGUCAACAGGAUGACUGCAGCGUUUGGAAACACAAGUGACUUCACUUGACUACUGCAGCAGGACAGAUGAACAGUGAUCUGUCACUGCAUCUGUUCCUACUCUAUUUGUGUUUGUGUUGCAGUAAUGCAUCUUGAACCAUGACUAACUGUGCUCUGUGCAACAGUGUGGAUUUAAGACUUCCAUUCACUCACUUUAACUGACACUGGAUCUGAUGCUCCAUCUCAGACUUCAGAAAAUACCGUAUCACUAUGUAAAAUCCACUCAUAUGGCUAAAGUUACACCCCUGACACGGGGUCAACACUGUUAUAUUGUUAACAGGAGAUAUGUUACAAUCACUGCAUAUAAUGCUAUUUUUAUGAUGUUUUUAUUUUAUUUUUAUAUUUUUAAUUUCCUAAUAAACAUGCAUUUAAUUUUAUAUUUGGUAGUGAACAUGUUUCAUUGCAUCAUGCUAAGCUAA
Perca flavescens (yellow perch) is the source of this 1978-nucleotide messenger RNA. It is a transcript of the gene adap2, whose product is annotated as ArfGAP with dual PH domains 2. Gene Ontology annotation, cellular component: intracellular membrane-bounded organelle; cytoplasm; plasma membrane. Gene Ontology annotation, molecular function: phosphatidylinositol-3,4,5-trisphosphate binding; phosphatidylinositol bisphosphate binding; GTPase activator activity. Gene Ontology annotation, biological process: positive regulation of GTPase activity; heart development. The coding region runs from base 373 to 1506 and encodes 377 amino acids. The transcript is spliced from 11 exons. The record is from RefSeq and is a predicted model, not a curated record. NCBI's taxonomy places the organism in Eukaryota, Metazoa, Chordata, Actinopteri, Perciformes, Percidae.